AUGGCUUUCCUUCGCCGCCGAGGCAACAACAAUAUGUCUAGUGAGACUGAUGUGCGCCGACACACAUUCUUUGAAUCCAGCGCAUCCGGCGACAUUGCUCCUGCGCUUUCCUCUCAGCCCUUUCAGAACAACCACGAAGACGCUGGCGAGUUUUCCCACUCCCCGUCAUGCCACGAUCUACCUCGCGACCCUACCGCUAGCCGUACUGAAGACCCUCGCGAGAGUCAUACUGAAAGUCGCCCUGAUAUUGAAGGACAAGGAGAGAACCGUCCGGAUACCCCUCCCAUACAAGAUGAAAACAGCAAGCAUCAUCGCUUUUCCGUCUUACGCUUUCGAAACGCGAGUGAUUCCCAACUAUCCCUCCGAGUCAAACAGCAGUCUGAACAAACACCUCCCGUGCCCCGACCUCCCGAAAUUAUCACCACCGCCCCUACGAAUGAAUUCACCGGUCCAAAGAAAAAGUCAUCUAGGAUAAGCUUGGCUGCCAGGUUUCGCCGCUCAACAGAUAUACCUCGUGAGGACAAUCAUUCCAAUAAUAACUUCGAGCGUCAAAAAACACUUCGGAAAUCCUUUACUGACGACAGGCGACGGCCUGCGCUUGAGACUUUGGACGAGCCAGAGUCUCCACGACCAUCUACAACGGCCACAACAAGUAGUCCUAAUGGAACUAUUUUGACACCCCCAAAUCGACCGUCCGAGUCAUCAAGAUCCGAUGCCAGCUCCAACGAUCGCAUAUCUCACCAGAGUUCGUCUUUCCAAAGCCCGGAAACAACACCCAAGAAAUCUGGACCAUUUUUUAGAUUACGGAGACAUAAGAAAGCCCCGGAACCCUUGUUCCCGUUUGCGCAUCUUCAACAGCAAGGAAAGACACAGCCUGGUAUAUCGUCUACUUCGUCUCUUGGUAUCUCGACAACUCCACGUCCAGCAUCAGCCCAAAGUAGUAGAACAGCUAGUGGGAAGACUGCAAAAGGCACACCGGACUUACAAACAGCUCAAUCGCCUGCCACAGCGUUGAUCGCACCUGGCAGUACCCAAUCGGGCCAUUCCUCACCAACAAGGGGUAACUUAUUGCGAGGGAGGUCCUCUACUAUGAGUUCGAUAGGCCGAGACUCCAACGAUGAUCACCUCUUACCACCAACGACUCGUACGUCGUCUUCGACUGGCCGUAAAAGUUUUGGUGAUUUGUUCGGACUGAGUCGUCUACGGCAGAAUUCCGAGCUUAGCCGCCAGGGCACGUUGACUCCUACCACGCCUGCCUCUAUUGGGUCCAAAAACAACUCGCUUCAGCUUGCUAGGGAUUCGUUUGUUCUCCCAGAACGCUAUGAAGACGAGUCACCCAACAAGUACCUUGGCCGCGUCGAAGAAGUUGCAAGCCGGGGUAUCAUUGCUGCUACUCUAUCGAAGAGUGCUGAUCCGUUCAUGAUAUCUGUCCUUCGGAGCUACAUGCGUACCUUUGGCUUCUUUGGUGACCCCAUGGAUAUGGCGAUCCGCAAACUUCUUAUGGAAGCUGAGCUACCCAAGGAAACUCAGCAGAUCGACCGCUGUCUACAGGCUUUUGCAAACCGCUACCACGAGUGCAAUCCGGGCAUUUAUUCGUCACCUGAUCAAGCAUAUUUUAUCGCAUUUUCCUUACUCAUUCUACACACUGAUGUCUUCAACAAGAACAACAAGCACAAGAUGCAAAAAUCUGAUUACUUGAAAAACACGAACGGAGAGGGCAUUUUUGACGACAUUCUGGAAUGUUUUUAUGACAACAUUACUUAUACCCCUUUUAUUCACGUUGAGGAUGAUUUAGACCCGACCAGUGAUCGCUUUGCUUCACACAAGUCACGACGAAAACCUUUACUCCCCUCCACAGUUAAUGACCCUGCAAAACGGGCUAUUAAGGAGCCCAUUGAUCCAUAUACCUUGAUCCUCGAUGGAAUGUUGGAUGCCCUGCGGCCUAAUCUGAAAGAAGCAAUGGAGUUAGAUGACCACUACAACUACUUAGGCUCUGCGCCCAGCCUGAACUUGAAGGAUUUGCAAAAGACAUUUUUCAAGACGGGUGUUUUACAGAUCGUGUCAGCUCGAUCUCGGCCAGAUGCUUUCAUGACAGAACAAACAGCAAGCAAUCCUGCUGAAGCACACCCCGGAAUUGUCGACAUAAAGGUCACAAAGGUGGGCUUGCUUUGGCGGAAGGAUGCAAAGAAACGCAAGGCACGGUCUCCUUGGCAGGAAUGGGGAGCAAUUCUCACCGGGGCACAACUCUAUUUCUUCCGAAACACAGGCUGGGUUAAGUCACUUAUGCACCAGUACGAUAACCAUAUCAAAGCAGGGCAUGAUGGCAUACCGUUGAUCUUCAACCCACCACUUCAAGAGUUCAAACCAGAUGGCCUUAUGUCUACUUAUGCCGCAGUUGCUCUUCAUGAUGCGGCUUAUAAGAAGCAUAAGAAUGCUUUUGUAUACGUACGACAGGGUGGCCUGGAAGAAGUGCUCUUGGCAGACAAUGAGGAGGAGAUGAAUGACUGGCUCGCCAAGCUUAAUUAUGCAGCCGCCUUCCGGACCACAGGGGUUAAGAUGCGCGGUGUCGUGGGCGGCAAUUACGAUGGCCAAAGUCGUCGUGGCAUGCGAAGGCUUGACAGUGCCGAUGCCGCCACGCUUAUUCAAACACCAACAGGUCCUGUAUCGAUCGCGCGAAGUCUCAUAGACCACAAGAUGGCCGAAGACAUCUCGGCUGCUCGGCGAGAUGUUAUGAAGCAGAAAAUUGCAGAGGCCGAAGAGAACGUCCAGGAGAUCCAGCAGCAGCUCGAGGACCAGCUCAGAAACGCGCGCCAUCUCCAAAUCCUUGCACCGAUUCAGCCUAGAACAAGAGAACAGCUCUUGUCUGCCGCUGCACGGAUAUCAGCUCAGCUCAAGUGGAGCCGUCAAGAGAUGUGGAAAUCAAAGUGCCAUCGCGAUAUAUUGAUACUUGACCUUGAGGAAGAAUAUCCAUCUACGAGUCUCACUCCCACGAAGCAGCAGUCGAAUCGACUUUCGCAGAGGACCGGGUCACCAACUCCACGAGCCAACAUAGGACGCCGAGGGUCAAGGUCGACUCAUCACUCUGGAACCGAAGGCGAUCCCAGAACACCCACGGAGCCUCAAGUCGUCCACCUACCAAACUCUGAAACUACCGAGGAUGUAGAUUCGCCCUUGGACCAAGUUUUCACCACACCUCCCCAAAGCGCAACAAAACGCCGACACAGCUCACGCGACCUUUCUUUCGCCAGACCGGAUGCUGCUAGUACAAGACAUGGUUCCAUAUCAAGCAUAGCCCAGUCUCCUAUCGCAUCACUGCCUCCGACCCCGUUGACCAAGCCUCUUUCACAAGACGAAACCCCCAAGUCGCCGCAACGCCCCGAGGAUGACAAACGUCAAGACCCUGAUGCUGAUGAGCAGGAUUUCCUGGAGCAAGCAGGUCUGCUCGAACAACGACCCAGCCGUGAUCCCACAGAUAAAGCAACUGUCUCGACUGGUGCCGAUGUUACUUCUGAGUCGGGCACAUCCACGGACAAGCUCGAUAGAAGUAAGAUCCGUCGUAGUCUCCAGCGAACUUUCAGAGAGGGCGCCGGACACCUGUCACAUCACCGUGGUAGCCGCAAAGGCAAGGAAGUAGCCGGAUCAGGAGAGGAAUCGGGGCAGGAUCACCAGCUCGCUAGAGGCACAGGAAGUUUUGUUGUUCAUGGAAAGAAGGCAUCGGUCAUCAACUUUGGUGAUGGCUUGCAGAACAUGAGCCAUGACGAAAAGAUCCGUGCCCGAAAGUCGUCACAGCAACACGAUUUCCCGCUAUCUCCUAUGCCAAGCGGUCCCGAGGAUGAUGAUUUCCAUUCUGCUGUUGGUGUCCCUGUUGAAACGACUGAGCGCAGAGAGUCUAUUGCGAGCGCAAGCACUGCAACCGCCCGAAGCUUUCGUGAGCUACAUAGAAAAUACUCGACUGCGCAGGCGACUAGAAGCACGUCCGCUGGUGGCAGGUUAGCGAUACCUUCGGACACGGAGAGUGAGGUUGCAGUUAGUUUCUCAGAUGGUCGCCGAAGCCCUUUGCCUCCUAUGGAAACAGAGACGGAUGAGGAAGUUGACGAUGCCGGUGUUAAGAGAGGUCGAAGUGUCAAGAAAGAAGAGUUUGAGAGUCGAGACUCGGAUGCGGAGUCGCUCCAGGAUGUUGAGCAGCUUCCGAGUCGCACUAUGCAGCCUGUUAACGCCUGA
Fusarium venenatum is the source of this 4221-nucleotide messenger RNA. RefSeq lists its product as uncharacterized. The record is from RefSeq and is a predicted model, not a curated record. NCBI's taxonomy places the organism in Eukaryota, Fungi, Ascomycota, Sordariomycetes, Hypocreales, Nectriaceae. Gene Ontology annotation, biological process: regulation of ARF protein signal transduction. Gene Ontology annotation, molecular function: guanyl-nucleotide exchange factor activity.